Colletes gigas is the source of this 696-nucleotide messenger RNA. Its product is annotated as active regulator of SIRT1-like. The transcript has 5 exons. The record is from RefSeq and is a predicted model, not a curated record. Bases 135 to 560 code for a protein of 141 amino acids. Lineage: Eukaryota; Metazoa; Arthropoda; Insecta; Hymenoptera; Colletidae. Gene Ontology annotation, cellular component: nucleolus. Gene Ontology annotation, molecular function: enzyme binding.
AAUGAUUUUCAAGCGCGCAUGCCUAAAAAAGUAAAACUGGUACGCAACAGAUUUUUUUAUUUCUUUUAACGUGUGUAUUAUGAUGUUUUCUGUCCGCCAGUUUUACAUCUCUUGCGGAUUAAUAUCUAAUAAAAAUGUCAAACUCACUUGUGAACAAAGGGCUUGAAUUACUAGGAUACGAAAAGAGUAUAAAACAGGAAAAAAAGAAAAGAAAACACAUAAAAUAUAAGGGUACAUUAGACUUGAUUCCCCCAAAACAUAGAAUAUUAUCAAAAAAAGACAAAACAGAUCUUGGCACAAUCCUUGGACGGUCAAGUAAAGUGACUGUUUAUGAAACUCAAAAACGAUUGGUAGCACAAAAGGAUCCUACAGAGGAAAAUGUGCAAAGGCUUUUAAAGCUUAGUACCAAUCAUAUUAAUUUAGAUGAAACAAAUAAGCUAUUUAAUCGAGCUAUAAAGAAAAAAUGUAUUCCAAGGAAGGAGAAGCCUAAGGAACCUGAAACUACUGCAUUCACAGAAGAAGAUUUCAAGAAAUUUGAGCAAGAAUACAUGGAUCAAUAACUUGUUAUGUUCACAAGAAUUUAGGGAAGGUUUAAACAUCUGUCGAACCUUGUUUCGAAAGCAUCCGCACGUUAUUUACAAACUGCUCCAAUGCCGACGCCAUUACUGCAAAUGCUUUCUUCUCAUCACCACCUUU